Nicotiana attenuata is the source of this 426-nucleotide messenger RNA. RefSeq lists its product as uncharacterized. Lineage: Eukaryota; Viridiplantae; Streptophyta; Magnoliopsida; Solanales; Solanaceae. Bases 1 to 426 code for a protein of 141 amino acids. The transcript has 2 exons. The record is from RefSeq and is a predicted model, not a curated record.
AUGACUUUGGCAAUGAAACGAGAUCAAGCCAAUGAUCAGAAUUAUUAUAAUGGUGGAAAUGUGGACGAAAACAUGAUUAUACUUAGAAAAAGGAUUCAAGAGAUGAAGAUGAUAGAGAAGAAUUACGAGCCACCAACAGAAUGGAUGGAUUGGGAGAAGAACAUUUAUGUGAAUUAUAAUUCGAGUAUUUGUGAAGCCAUGGGAUUAUUGCAAUAUUUGUUGAUGAAUACAAGGCCAAGCUUGGCUUUAGGGAUGGUUGUACUUAUUGCAUUGAGUGUGCCCACAUCAACUUUUUUUGUACUUUUUCAUCUCGUAGAGUUUACUAAAGGGGUUUUGGCUGCUUUGCUGCUUUCCCCUUUCCCCCCAGAGGCGGACCCAGGAUUUGAAGAUGACGGGGGCACUAUUAAUGGAGAACUUUACCAAUAG